AUAUCCCAAACCUCAAAAGCUAAGAUGGGCUUAUUGUCUUCUUCUUUCUCUUAUCGCAUCACAAGCAGACCAAAACUGGAGCAGUCAGAAUGGUGGCUUAAUCUUGAAAUAGGGUUUAAGGUUUUUGUCCAAAUCGGAGAAGAAGAAAGAAAGCUAUGAAGGAAGGAAGGAGCAGAAAACGCAAGAGAGCCAAGCAUGGCAAACCACAAAAUCAAAACAAACCUCUCUCAAUUGAAGACGCUAUACAAAGCCAUAGAAAAGAACAAGAAGAAGAAGCUGAACCUAAAACCCCUGCCUCUUCUUCAAAGAGACUGAAGUCUUCUUCUUUCCUCGAUAAGAUGCGAGCGAGAUUAUCUGGUGGGCAUUUCCGGAUGAUUAAUGAAAAGCUUUACACUUGCACUGGAGAGGAAGCCCUUGACUAUUUCAACGAAGACCCGUUCUUGUUUGAUAUGUAUCAUGCAGGAUACCAAGAACAAAUGUCACAUUGGCCUGAGAAGCCAGUAAAUAUAAUAAUAAAUUGGUUAAAAGGUCGUAGUUCUUCCCUGGUCGUGGCUGAUUUUGGCUGUGGAGAUGCACAGAUAGCAAAAAACGUGAAAAAUAAAGUUUUCUCUCUUGAUCUUGUAUCCAAGGAUCCUUCCGUAAUUGCCUGUGAUAUGUCUAAUACACCUCUUGAUGCUUCAUCUGUUGAUGUUGCGGUCUUUUGCCUUUCAUUGAUGGGUACCAACUUUUCAAGUUACCUCCUGGAAGCACACAGAGUUCUUAAGCCAAGUGGUUGGCUACUGAUAGCUGAGGUAAAGAGCAGAUUCGAUCCAAACACCGGAGGGGCAGACCCAAAUAUGUUUUCAAAAGCCAUAUCUGAUCUUGGAUUUGCCUCAAUGUUCAAGGAUUUCUCAAAUAAGAUGUUUAUUUUACUGUACUUCCAAAAGAAGGAGAAGCAAAGUUCAAAGAGAAAAGAAAUCAAAUGGCCUGAGUUGAAACCUUGUUUGUAUAAGCGUCGCUGAGAUAAAAGAUGGAAAAAAAGGGAAACAAUCUUUGUUUUGAUGUUAUGAGAGACAAGUUGGAGAUAAUUGGCUCUGCAUAUUGUAAUGUGUGAGAUUGGAGUUAAGUUUAUUUAAAUUUGUUAUUCUAGUUUUCACUUUGCAGUUGUUGAUGCUUCUGAAUUUGUUUUUGUACUCAACUGCAUGAUCUUUCUUUUGGUUUUCUGAAAGAAGGAAAUGCACUAUCCUUUGGUAUCAUGAAUUAUUGAUGUAGCGUGGUUUUUUUUU
Molecule: messenger RNA, 1265 nt
Organism: Jatropha curcas
Lineage: Eukaryota; Viridiplantae; Streptophyta; Magnoliopsida; Malpighiales; Euphorbiaceae
Product: S-adenosyl-L-methionine-dependent methyltransferases superfamily protein
Cellular component (GO): nucleolus
Molecular function (GO): methyltransferase activity
Source: RefSeq, a predicted model, not a curated record